Messenger RNA from Symsagittifera roscoffensis, 1978 nucleotides. RefSeq lists its product as uncharacterized. Bases 228 to 1904 code for a protein of 558 amino acids. The transcript has 4 exons. Lineage: Eukaryota; Metazoa; Xenacoelomorpha; Acoela; Convolutidae. The record is from RefSeq and is a predicted model, not a curated record.
UUUUCAAAUGCAAUUUGAAGCCAACUUACAGAUGAAACGCAUCUAGUACUAAUACAAAACAUGUGCUUUAUUUUCUGACGACUAGAAAUCGAUAGCUUGAACAUACCAUAAAAAGAGGUUUCGUUUCGCCGCGAGCUCUCAAGUGUAAACUUUAAAAACAGAAAACACUUUUUGUCAUUAUUAAACUGGACCAAGCAGCUGAAAGUUUUGCGUUUGCUAGUCACCAGAUGUUUCAAAACUCGGAGAAAUACUGGAAAAAGCAAUGCCAGGAGAAGGAGGAGGCUAUUUCGAAGCUCCGGAAACAACUAAAUGAAGCCAAAAAGAAGAAACCGAAAAAAGGAGAGCAAGAAGCCAUAAAUAUUAUUAUUGAAUCAGAAACAUCUUUGUUUGACCAAUGCUUGGCUGAAGUGACGAAAGUGAAACAGAUCAAAUCUGAAAAAACUUUGGAAGUGGGCAAAAAAUUCGAAAAACUUUCUCCAGAUGAAGUGAAACAGAAAGUAGACGAGAUUCUCCCUGUUUUCCAAUUGGACUACGAAACAAUGGAAGCUCUUCUAUCCGAAUUUGCGACUCUCAAAGGCGAGAAAAACCGAGAAAUCGCUGAUUUGAAGCAGCAACUGGAUAGCAUAAGGUCCCCUGAGAACUCGCUUAUAUCACCUCGAGAAAGCGCUCCAACAAUCGAAAACGAUGUUAAGCAUGUUUCAUUCGAAGAAACAGAAGAGAACGAUAGCCCAGUUCAACUUGAUAUACCUUCAGCGGUAGAUGAAAACAAAACCUCUGAGGCCAAAUCAGACGAAAACGGGGAGGACAACACAGAGAGUUCAACGAGUUCCGAAAAUCAAGUAGAUGUCAAAGAUUUAAUCCGAGAUGAAGAUUUGAACAAUGUUCCAGUUUUGCUAUCGACUCUUGUCAGAGAACUCCAGGACGUGAAGUCUAAAGUUUCGGUGAUUGAGAGCUCGGUAAAUCAAGAACCGAUGCUAAAGUUUGCUCCUAGAGGUGUUUAUAUGACCAGCCCUUACACUUCUCCGGGCUUGCAAGAUUACAGCACUUCGGAGUCAAGCAAACCAGUGGAGCCAAAAAUGGACUUUGGAACUUUUGAGUCUAAGCGGAGUAAGGAAAAUUAUGAGCCGAAUUUGAGGGAGCAGUUCAAGCGGGAGCCUAGUCGCAAACCAACCGACCACUACAAAUCUGCUUACCUUAUGAAAUCAUCCCAGCUUGAACAGAUUCAACGCGAGCUGAUCAAACUAAAGAGCGAUCAGAACAAGUUCGCACGUUCUCUGUUCACAGCCAAAUCCACAUCCUACGAACCAGCUAAAGUGUCUGCCAAACCAAUAUUCAGUUCUCGGCCUGAGUCUGGUGCGAGAACUAAUGGUUUUACAAUUCCCAGGAGAUUACCGGAUUCUGGAUCCAGGGUUCCAAAGGGUAUCCUGAAACCGAAAGGGGUCUCUUCGUUGGUACCGAACCGGAGCCUCAACUUAGUGUCCCAAUGGAACAAGACGUUGGUCAAGGUGGAUUUUGGAGACGAUGAAUACUAUGACGAGGAGUUUGCGAGACUGUACGAAGAGAGUAAUCAGUCGCCCACUGAUGUGGUGACGUCACAAGAUGAGGAUGUAUACAUUGGAAGACGACUCAGAGAAAGCGAAGAAUAUGACUGGACCAGAGGACUCAACUACCCAUCUGAGAUACUGAGUCAGGACACACAAGACAGGGGGGAGAAGUUCUUGAGGAAAGUUGUGAAGAGGUAUAACCGAGACCACCCCGAGGAGAUGGGGGAGCCCGGCUGGUACAGAUACGGGUCCGCUGACAGAGACCUAGAGAUGAUCGAACGCGCUCUGAAGAACAGCUUCGUCGAAACUGAAAACGGAGGACUUGUAUACGUCAGCGAUGCGAGACCGAAUUACUAUUAAACUACUGGACAAAAUUCUUAAUCUUUUUUACGAAAUUUUUAUUCGCAGAAUAAUAGGCACAAUUAUUAUUACAA